Molecule: messenger RNA, 3756 nt
Organism: Dalotia coriaria
Lineage: Eukaryota; Metazoa; Arthropoda; Insecta; Coleoptera; Staphylinidae
Product: capon-like protein
Exons: 9
Coding region: 981-3113 (710 amino acids)
Molecular function (GO): nitric-oxide synthase binding
Source: RefSeq, a predicted model, not a curated record
AGUCGAUCGCCGACGCCGCUCAGGGCGAGUUGUUGCACGUCCCCGGCGCCGGCCGCGACGCGUUUUCCGCCCCCUCGAGACGCCGAAAUCGCGUGCGCGCUCACACACCGCGCGCGCGGCGCCCGAAAUACCUUCCCGCCCAACUUAAAUAAUAAUAGUUUAUUUAUAGCCGCCGGCGCACGCGGCCGCCACCGCCGCCACACACACUGAUCGUGUCUCUUUACAAAGCGUAUCGCGACGCUCAACUUUUCGCAACUUUUUUUCAAUUGCAAACCACAAAAAAGUUCAACAAGUGAAGAAGUUAACUUUUACAUCAGAAAAACAAAAAUAAACAAAAUAAAAAGUUUGUGUUUGAUCUUUGAUUAAUCAGUGUUUGGAGUAAUCAAGUGUCAUCAACAGUGAUGAUGAUUAAUUCUCACUUGGAUUUAAUUGCAUUCGGGAUUUCUCCGUGGAAAUUUCAAGAGUUUUCACCUUAAUAUCAGAUUGCUCAACCGACAGUAAAUCACGCAGCACCGCCAACAAAAGCUCGCACACGUGCAGGAGUAUCACAAAGACUCAGCGUGAACCACUGAAUCACCUUAUUACUUAUUGGGAUCCCGCGAUAUUGGACACCGCAAGAUGACAAAUCGUCGAUGCAGCUGAAAUAGAAAACGCAGCCACACUCACACUCCACACCAGUCAAUGCUCAGUGCUCGCCGCGUUAAAUUGUAAAUUCAUGGAGAAUAAAAGCUCGCGCAUAUUUGAAUAUUUGAACUGGACUCGUGAAACACUCUUUACUUCCGACCGCGUCGGUAAAGCAGUGCGCGGUUUUUUUUCGCGCGCAAAAUAAGUUGUCAAACAAAAGUCUUCAGUGCGAAAGGUGUGCGUAGGAAGAAGCAGUGUGAUCUCACGACAGCAAACAAGCUGCCAUGUGAAAAGUGCUUCGCCGAAGGUGGUUUUCGCUGUGAAAAUUCGAGGAUUACGGAUUAACGCCGCGCAAGAUGCCGUGCAAGAAUCAGUAUGAUCUGGUGCAGAACGACGAGUACGACACACGUAUUCCUGUCUAUCCAGAGGAGGCUUUCAUGCAUGGCAUUACAUUUCAAGCUAAGUUUAUUGGCUGUUUGGAUGUGCCACGACCGACGAGUCGCGUCGAAAUUGUUUCAGCGAUGCGUCGGAUACGGUAUGAAUUCAAAACAAAACGGAUUAAGAAGAAGAAGGUGACGAUCAAAGUUUCCCGGGACGGCGUCGAAGUUACUUUACGUAAAAAGAAAAAGCGAAAACACUGGCUGGACGAAUCAGUAUUAAUGUCGAAUCCGAUUUAUCGGAUAUUCUACGUGUCGCACGACUCUCAGGACCUCAAGAUCUUCAGUUAUAUUGCACGAGAUGGCUCUUCGGAUGUUUUCAAGUGUGCUGUAUUUAAAUCUAAUAAAAAGAGUCAAGCGAUGACUGUUGUGCGGACUGUGGGGCAGGCGUUCGAAGUGUGCCAUAAAUGGGCCAUCACCGAGCCGAAGAGUAAUGACAACGCAGAUGAACAGGAUACGUUGACGCAAGACUUGGUUAGUGACCGACUGAGCGACAUUACUAGUGACAAACCCAAAAAAGACGUAUAUUCCGAAGGUGCAAGUGAUAAAUUGUCCCUACCGGAUGAUGAUAGCUUCAAAGAUCUAAAUUCUUUGACGGAUAACAAUAACAAAGCGAAUAAGCAACAACAACAACAUUUAGGUAACGGAAAAGAGGCGUUACCUUCACCACCAACAAAUCAAAUGCAAUUUGUGAGAAAAUCAGCUGUAACGUCGGCUGAAACGUAUGUGGCUCCGCACUGCGAUGGCCCUCUAACGGCAGGUAGCGGCAGCGGCGGUAGUUCAUCCAUUCCAGCGGCCGGAAGCGCCAUCUCCGUCCAUCAUGAACUACAGUUGUUGCGUGAACAACUUGAUCAACAAAGUCAACAAACACAAGCCGCAUGCGCACAACUGCAACUAGCCAGGGAACAAUUGGCUGCUGAGCAGAGUGCACGAAUGGAGGCACAAGCGAGAACCCACCAGUUGCUCGUUCAUAAUCGUGAGUUAUUAGAUCACAUCGCCGCAUUGGUGGCGCAUCUCCAAGGCAGCGAUAAAGCCGCUAAUCUACCGCAAAGUUCUCCACAUCUCACCAUGCCUCAGCAAUCACAUCAGGGGUUGGUCGAUGGUGGUGUCUAUCAUGACCCAGACGCUAAUUCCAUGGAUCACAGUCCUGUAUUAGCGGCAGCUCUCGGACUCAACCCCCAAGGACUGAUUGAAAACCGUGCGGUAACAUCAGUCCUCCCAGCGUCACCUCUACGCACCACUUUUAAUCCCGGAACCGGGGGAGUGUUUAAUUUCGCAUCACAACCAACACAAUCUCCUGGUCAAUUGGAUUUUGCUCUGGAAAGUCAACUCCUGCAACGUUUACAGGCGUUGAGUGGUUACACACCUCCGAAUUACUACAAUCAGAACCUCGCUUUUCUUCCUAACCUCUACGCGAACCCCAUGGUGAAUAAUAAUUACACCCUACAAACACCCCCACAGAAAAAAUUCACUCCUUCACCUCUACCAGUACGGCAUUCGUUUCAAAGCAGUCCUGUAAUGGAUAAAAGGUUAAGCCCCGCGAGGAAUAACGAUGUCUAUCAAUCACAACAAAGUCUUUUGUAUCAAUCCCAACAAAACCUACAACAAGCUGGUGUUGGAGUUGGGGUUGGAGUGGGGGUAAAUUAUAGUGGGAGUAAUACUUCACCACAGAGACAACUCUCACAACAGAAUCUGAAUCAAAACAAUCAGAAUAAUAAUCUACAGAUUCUACAACAACAACAACAACAACAACAACAGCAACAACAACAGGUUAGGUCUGAUAGAAUGUCUGAACCUAGAUAUAUCAAACCCCUAAGUCAAAUGGGUACUUUAACCACAACAGACCCCAAUGGUCGUGUGAGGGUUAUAGUACCAAUUCCGUCUAACCAAUCAGAGGAUAGGUCUGACGCGGCGGACAUGUUGUCUGCGUUACGAUUGGGUUCUGCGAGUGGGCCAGGCAUCACACGCUCCACCAGCGAGAAAGUGCCCAAUCGCAGUGAGCUAAUGUCAGAGGUACAUCGAACUACAUGGGCGAGGCAUACUAUGAAAUAACCUAGUUUUAUCACCUCCUCCAUAACCUUAAAAAAUAUUUUAUAUUUAUAAAAUUGAAUUUCGACGAUUGAGAGUUAAAUAUUCAAUGUUACUAAAUUAUUAAAUUGUAUAUUAUGAUAUUAAAGAAAAAGGAUUGUGAUUUUAUCUUCGACGAAAACUCCAUGCAACAAAUUAUUAAUAAUAAUAAUGAAUGAAUGGCAUGGCAGAGGAGAGAAUUUGUUAUAAAUGGAGUUACGGAAUCGUUGAAGCGUCCAACCCUCUGAUUUUAAAUUAAUUAAGUCGCAUGUCUCGAGUUGUGAAUUUCCAUUUUCGGACGAAAUUUUCAUAUUCGAUGUUGGUUAACUCCUGAAAUGUCCCGAGGGUACGUUUAUUGCGUUUAUAUAUUUUAAAUUUGCAUCACUUUUCCGCGAAAAAAUUUUAAUUGUUAUGGUAGGCAACCCAGAUUACAAGCAAAGCCAAAAACGUAAAUUUCUUCUUAUGACGACUUUCAAUUACGUAGCGUAUAAAUACCGUAGUUAUAAACUAUCCUAAAAAUGUACAAAUGUAUAAAUAAACUAUGAUUCUGUUACGUUCAGGAUGUUUACAUGUUUGAAACAUCCUGUAUAUGAUGCCAAUUAAUGUAUAAAUAAAGCUAUAAAACAAA